CCUCAACCCUGAACCUGAAAGGAACUGCGUUUGUUUACAUUCUCCCUCAGGCAGCGACUCCCCUGGAAGAGUCUAUUACGAUCGUGUGUCUUGAAAUUAUUUCUCUCUUUGGAGUGUGGAGAGUAUGUGGUUGGUGUGCAUAUAAGAUCAGUUGCUAUUUUGGUUGGUGUGCAUAUAAAGAUCAGUCGCUAUUUAUACCGCUGCUAGGGUAAAUCACCACGGCAGGCCAAACAGGCCACCUACAAUCAACGCUUGCCACCCUCCGAAAAAGUACAUUAUAACGCGUCCUGACACCAGAGAUGGGCAUCAGUCGCGACUUGUUGUUGGUGAGAAACGGAGCAAAAGACCUCUACUCUCCUUUCGAAAUCAAAAUGGCUGAUCCAUGGGACUACAUAACCUCUUUAGGCAUAAAGCACUUCAACUGGAAAGAUUCUUUCUAUGCAGAAGGGAAUAAGAUAUGCCACUUCCUAGAGAAAGUACCAUGUGUUGACCUCGAUGAUGAAAAUGUAUUACAUGACGAUUAUGGUCCAAUAAUAUGCAGCAUACCCCAGUGCAAGCAGUCUUUCGACACAGUAGCAGAACAUGCUGCUCAUCAGCGUAUUUGCCAUAGUUUUAUGUGCUCUUCAUGUCAUAACUCUUUCCCCACUGAUCACCUCUUGGAUCUUCAUCUUCAGGAAGUGCACGAUUCUUACUUUUUUGUUAUGGCACAAAAGAAACCAAUGUAUCGCUGCCUUUUAGAGACAUGCACAGAAGUUUUUCAAGACCAGAAGGAACGUAAGGUACAUUGCAUAAAUGAUCACAAGUUUCCUUCUGAUUUCCGGUAUGAUCCCUCUUGGAGAAAGCUUGGCAAGGUAUCAAAGAAUAGUAAGGAUAAGAAACAGCAGGAAUUUUCAUCUUCUAUGGAUUGUGAUGAAAUAGAAACCAAAGACUCAGAUGCUCAAGAGAGAAGCACAUCUUUUAUUAACAAGAGAGAGUCGUUGCAUAUUACCCGAACAUUUGGUACUGGUAUUCCUCGUGGGUUUCCUCGCCCCAGGGUUAGAAAUAAUAGAGGAAAAAGUAGGAUGCCAAAUGCUUUUUAUCAAAAGGGGCCAAGAAAAAGAGAGGAAGGAAAGAUAGAUAUGAAGGAUGUGGAGAAAGCAUUAGUUGAUAAUGUAUCAGAUACUAUGCAGGAUGAUUAGUUGAUAAUAUUUCAGAUGUGCAGGAUAAGUGAAAUGGUAUUGAUUUUGCAAGAGAAGUGUUUUUUUUUGUUUCUUUUAUGCAGUCAGUAGAAAAUGUGAAAUUUCUAAUUUUGUGCCUUAUGUUUAGGGGUGGCAUUUAAUCUUGAUCUCAGUGAUAGACAAAUAUACUCAACCAUAUACAUUUUGAAUUAAGUGAUCUUAGAAAAUAUAGGAAAAUUGUGCUGUGACAAGCUCUUGCUUUACACAAAUUUAUAUGGUUCAUUGUAUUCUGAUAAUACUGAAUAUAUUUUUUUUAUUAAAGCUAAAGCCGUAAUAACUUCCAUUUAUAAUAUGUAUGGCAAGAGAAACCUGUGUAUGGUUUGGAAAACUAUUACCAUUAUAAUUUGGCUUCUGAUGCUGCAAUCAUUGAACUUUUGAAGUGUUGGAGGAUUUUGCUGCAGAGUAAUUUCAUUUUUAAUAUCUUUUUAUUAAAAUUUAUAUAAAAAACAAAAUGCAGCGCAUCCUUGAAUUAAAAUACAUACUAAAAUGCACACUGAAGUACACUAAGGUUAUCUAAGUUAUGGACUUAUUGAAUGGUAAAGAUUAGUACUUCUUGUAUAAAGGUGGUAUCCAUAUGCAGAGGCUUGUCCAAUUACUUGAAAUGUAACCAAGCACAAUUAAAGUAACUUACCAGUUUUACAGUUACAAAAAUAAUUAUGAUUGCUCAGAUCAUUACUUUUUAACAUUUUGUACUAUUAAACACGUGAAUAUAUAACAUAGAGUUUUUUUUUAUUGUGUGUUUCACAUAGCAAAAUUUACAGGGGCAUUUCCUAGCAAUUACGUGAAUGAAUAAUAAUUGACAAACCUAAUAUUAAAGUCCUCAUUGAGUGCAGUUUGUCAGUGAUUCUGUAGUAUAUGACCUUUAAUCACUGACAGCCAAGGAAAAGGCUCUUAUGUCAGGCAACAAAACCUCUGUCAUAACUUUGUUGACUGAAUAACCUGCCAUAUGGUUAGGUAUUUUCCCUAUCGGGGAACUUUGUUAAAUUUUCACCAAACGUAAAGUACUUAAAUAAGAUUUGUCAAAUAGUACAAAGUACCAUCUCUGUUGUUAACAAUUCAUAGUAUUUGGCCCUUAGUCAUUUAGUGUGUAAUUACCCUAGUCUAAGUUCUAAGUAAGUCAUUAAUGAAAUACUUGUGGAAAGUUGCUAACAAAGUAUAAUUAAUUACUGUCAGAUUUUAACAGUGAGGUGGUGUGUUUAUAUGUAAAAUUUAGAUAUUUACUUAUUCAUAAAAGAAUAAAAAGUAAUAGGCAGUAGCAGCUUAGUUAAUCCCAGUAGAAUAAAUACUUUAGUAGUCAAAUUUUUAUUAUAAAGAAUUUCAAAAUGUUGUUGCACUGCUUUGAAAUGCAAUGUUAAUUACAAACUACUGCUAAUUUUGGACCAACCUUUGUCCCUGUAAAACCUGUAUUUAAAUUAGUAUAUGUAAAUAAGAAUGAGAAUCUCCCGUUUUUUAUGUCACAAAUAUAUUUGAUGCUUCCAUCAGUUUGUAUUUUCCUAUGCAACAGUUUAGCAGUUGUCCUAAUUUAGCACUAAUGAUUUUUCCAAUUAUAUGCAAAUUUUGCUUAUUGUUUUGUUACUUAGUUAAAUAAAAAAGGUGAUUAAUUAAUUUCUAGUAGGUUAGGUGCCUGCAUAAGGCAGUAAAUUGAGAGUUGAGUCACAAGCAGUGAGUGAAAUAGUAAAGCAUUUUUGAAACAUUUCAUGAUAACAGGAGCCAGAAAUCACACUACCAAAUGCUAACUUCACUGUCAAUCUUCUUAACAUAAGCAGAUGUGGAAGCUAGUAAUCUUUGUCCUUCCUGAAUUGUAUGUCAUAGCUUUUGAUCACUGCAUUUUCAUCUUUAUUGGAGUAAUUUUUGAAGUUUAAAAAUUUUGUAAAAGUAUAUUAUUAACCUUAAGUAUAAUAUUAAACUUUACGUCUUUCAGACAAUUGUGGAUUGCCUUCAUUGCCAAGUAUGUAUUAAAAUUUCUUAUGAAAAUG
Messenger RNA from Macrobrachium nipponense, 3193 nucleotides. RefSeq names its product zinc finger protein 511-like. NCBI's taxonomy places the organism in Eukaryota, Metazoa, Arthropoda, Malacostraca, Decapoda, Palaemonidae. The transcript is spliced from 5 exons. Bases 300 to 1178 code for a protein of 292 amino acids. The record is from RefSeq and is a predicted model, not a curated record.